Molecule: messenger RNA, 3871 nt
Organism: Lytechinus variegatus (green sea urchin)
Lineage: Eukaryota; Metazoa; Echinodermata; Echinoidea; Temnopleuroida; Toxopneustidae
Product: RING-box protein 2-like
Exons: 4
Coding region: 103-495 (130 amino acids)
Biological process (GO): protein ubiquitination; ubiquitin-dependent protein catabolic process
Cellular component (GO): Cul5-RING ubiquitin ligase complex; nucleus
Molecular function (GO): cullin family protein binding; zinc ion binding; ubiquitin protein ligase activity
Source: RefSeq, a predicted model, not a curated record
GCGCCCUCAUCGAUAAUUAAAUUAUAGGAGUUUGAGAAAGUCGAGACGAAAACAAGGACUUUAAAACGUAUUUUCUUGAUUGUGAACGAAACGACGAGUAAGAUGUCGAUACCUCGACCUGCCGCAAAUCCGGAAGUUGGCUGCGGGGGAUCUACGGGCCUCGGUCCAUCAGGAACGCCAGCGGUAGCCGGGACUGGGACGGCGGCGAACCCCAAAAGUACUGACCAGAGCCAGAGACUAUUUUCCUUGAAGAAAUGGAACAUUGUGGCGAUGUGGAGUUGGGAUGUGGAAUGCGAUACUUGUGCAAUUUGCAGGGUUCAAGUCAUGGAUGCCUGUCUAAGAUGUCAAACAGAAAACAAACAAGAAGAGUGUGUCGUUGUGUGGGGCGAGUGCAAUCAUUCCUUCCAUAACUGCUGCAUGUCGCUUUGGGUCAAGCAGAACAACCGCUGCCCUCUAUGUCAGCAGGAGUGGAUGGUUCAACGCAUAGGAAAGUGAGGCAGCCACACCCUUCCAUCUGUUCGAUCAAUACUGCUCUCACAUUCGGGUUUAAGGCAUAUGCCAGCGAUCACCAAACCUGUGACUUCGAUGUUAACUCUUGUAAGGAUGUUCAGUGUUCACAGCUCCACUAUGUCUUGCAAUUGUGAUUCUGGACAUUGCGCUUCCAGAGUUCCAGGACAUGUUAAAUUCACCGGGCUUGCUCAGUGUUUGAUCAGAACUGCGGAAUGAUGGACAUAAAAAUGUCCUAAACUUCAGACAAUGAUAAUAACUGAUAUUUGUUUAGCACCUUUCACAAGAUAUAACACAUACACCAUCAGAGGAGGCAGUUUCACAAAAAUUUAUGUGGCGUUAUGUGCCACAGUUACAUAAUAUUUAAUGCAUGAUCUCAUUGGUGAACUUUGAAAAUUACUCGACAGUGACGGUAUCCAUCGAGUACAGAGGGUAGUUAUAUAUGAGGAUAUGGAAUAACUUGGGCUUUGAAAUUUCAUUUGAAUUGUUCCAGUAUUGGUAAAGAUUUAGAAGAAGUUUGACAAUAUAGCGAGGUACAGCAGUAUUAUUCAGAAUAUAUCAUCCACCUGAUGAUUUCACAUAAUUUGUUGGGUGCUUAUAGAUUCAUUCAAACAAAUCUUGUCACUAUGGUUAUAAUUAUUGACAAUUUUAAUCCACUUGAUGAUUUCAAGUACCGGUUUAGUGUUGGGUGUUGAAAAUAGAUUUAUCGAACAACCUACUUCUUGAUAUCAAGUGUGGUGUUCGGUUUUAGUGCUGGCAUUGGUGUUAAAAAUGUGCCACUGGGCUGGUUGUCUGAGCUCUGAAAUUGAUUGUGGAUGCAUCGCAUGGAAAUGUAUGCCUGGUAACAUAAUGAUGCACGUUUGAGAUCAUCUGGGCCCACUCAGACAAAGAUAUGUGAUCGAUCUCAGCAGUAUCACCUUUGGAAACCCAUAAUGCAUAAUUCUUCAUAUAGGAACUGUACACCCCAUUUCUGAAAGAAAGUGUAUUGUAGCACACUUGAUUGUUUGAGUAUCAUCGUCAUGUUUUGUAAGCUGUGUGAAUGAAUAAACACAUUGCAGAAAAGAUGUUGACCCUGGUGGCUUCCCAUACUUUUGAUUUAAAAUCAAAUCCGGCACAACUGCAAGAUGAUGCUAAUUAUAUUCCGUUCAUGACUUCCACAAAAAAUAUCAUGAAGAUGAUUCUCAUUUGAGUAAUGUGUGUAUAAAACUGAUAUCUUAUAAAUGUUAUGUAUUAUUAUUAUUAUACGUUUCCUUGAUGUCAGGCAGGCAGUUCCUAAUACGUCCUGCCUAUUUCCAUCUUUUUUUAAAAUCACUAUUUUGGGAGUUAAAUUUAUGGUGAUAUUGAGAGAUUACUGGUGCUUAUGUGUGUAUCAGGGCCUAUUCUCAGAUCAGCCACAUCUAUGGAAAUCCAAAAAUGCCAUGAUUUAAUUGCUAGAAUGAAUAAAUUAGUAGUAUUUGAGCAGUCAGUGACUCAAUACCUUUCCAAAGAUUAGUUAAAACUCAUGCUAAGUAUGCAUAAUACAAGUAGCAAAACAAUUAUUAAUCUCAAACUAACUAGGUGUUACAUGUACAUGUAUAUGUCACAAUCAGGUGCCUGUUUCAUAACAACUGUUGGAACUUUGUCACUAUGGCAACUACCAUGGUAACCUUGAUGUUGAUUGGCUGCUGAGCCAUGUUGCCAUGGUAGUUGCCAUAAUGGCAAAGUUACAACAGUUGUAACUCUUUAUAAGAUAGCCCUGAUGGUCUCCAUGGUAACUGUUAAAACAGAUAAAACAGGACUUUUUGGAUGAAUCAUGAAUCAUGAAACAUCCACAAAGUCCUUCCAUGAAACGCUCCCCAUUGCUACUUACAUUUGUCAAUCAAAAAGUGAGAAUGCCAGUGACAUUGACAAGUUAGUUGACAAUUUAGUCACCCAAACGCCUCCUGGGGAUCAUGUCAUUAUCAGCCUCGGAUGUAACAAACAAGUGCGUGGUGAAGAUCAUCUGGGCCCCGUUUCAUAAAACUUGUUAUGAUAACAAACUUGAAAUGCCAGUUAUAAGCUACUGAAAUCCUUCAUUCUGCUUUGCUGAGAGAAAGUUUGUUAUAGAUUUUGUGCAUUUGUUAGUAUACCAAGUCUUUGUGAAACAGUGCCCUGUUAUUUUUGGUCUAUUCACGUACAUGGUCUACCAGCAGUUAGUCUACUUUUUAGAUAGUCUAAAUGCCACAUUAACCAAGCCCAUCUGGUCUAAUCGCCAUUUAGUCUACACUAUACAUGUACUUACACAUUGCUUUGUAGUCCAUUUCUUAUUUUGUCUAAUGCCCAAUUGGUCUAAUUUCCAUUUCAUCUGCUUUUUUUGCUUUACUCUGUAUUAUUUUUUUGCUCUGUCAAAUGAAACUUUGGUUCUUGAAUAGUUCAUCCAACCAUGAACUACAUGUAAGUGGUGUUAGAGCCAGUGGAUAUGAGACAAAAUGGGUAUAGCCUAACUGAAAAUUUGACAAAAAUUGAUAAUUGGCCCAAAUGGUUAGUAGACAGCGUGGUUAGUGUAGUAGGUUUCACGGUACACCAUGUAUCUUUGUUGGGCAAGUGUUGGUCCUGAAAAGGACCACCCAGUCUUUACGUUUCGAUAAGUGUGUUCUUGUCGUCUUCAGGAGAAUGUCUCCUGCAUGUGUGUUCUUGUCGUCUUCAGGAGAAUCUCCUUAAGAUGACAAGAACCCACUUGUCAAAACGUCGAGAAUGGGUGGUCCUUUUCAGGACCAACGCUUGCCCAAGAAAGAUACGUGGUGUACCGUGAAACCUACGACACUAUUCUUCCUCGCCAUGGAAACCUUCAGAAGUUGCAGACAAUGUGGUUGUAGACAAAGUAAGAUUAUACCAUAUGGAAAGCAGACUUGGCAGAUAUAGACUAAUUGGCAACUUUCUACAUAAUGUACUCAUUGAAAGUUAGACAAUGUCAUAUUUCAAGGGUAGUUUCGUUAGCUGUAUUAUGUGUUCAGCAUGGGAAUGAACCACAAGUUUUGGGUUUAACCUCUUAUCAAUGAUUUGCAAAAUAAUUUUUGUGACAAACUUCAUUUGCCCAAAAUAAUGUUGUGUGCAUACCAAGUCACCUGUUCUACGCAAAUGACAACAAUCACAGUUCCGAAGUUCGUAAUGAGUCUUUUCAUACAAAUGUUUCCUCAUUUACACCUUUUGAUUCAUUUUGAUUAAAAAAAAAAAAUCACAGAUUUUUGCUCCUUUUUUUGCUGACUUGCUUGCUGAAAAGAAGAAUUGGGCUUAUUAGCUUUAUUAUGGGUUUUAUCAAUAACAGACAUGAGGUCUAUAAAUGAGUACAGAUCUUCAAGGCAAAUGUUAAUAUGUCAUUAAAGCAUUUCAAUGUACAUAAAAUUUA